Vombatus ursinus (common wombat) is the source of this 10704-nucleotide messenger RNA. It is a transcript of the gene NCOR1, whose product is annotated as nuclear receptor corepressor 1. Bases 196 to 7830 code for a protein of 2544 amino acids. The record is from RefSeq and is a predicted model, not a curated record. The transcript has 49 exons. Gene Ontology annotation, molecular function: nuclear thyroid hormone receptor binding; transcription corepressor activity. Lineage: Eukaryota; Metazoa; Chordata; Mammalia; Diprotodontia; Vombatidae. Gene Ontology annotation, biological process: negative regulation of transcription by RNA polymerase II.
UGCCCGGGGGGCGCUCCAGUCCCCCGCCCCGCCGCCGAUGAGGAAACAAAGUCAGAGAGGUGGAGUGACUUGCUGGAGGGUCACAAAACAAGUGCCAAGAUUGGAAUUUGGACCCAGAACUUCUGGACUCCAAGGCGGUUUCCCAGAACCAUGAUUGCUUGAUCUCACAACCCAGUGAAGAUUUCUCUCCUGAUAAUGUCAAGUUCAGGCUACCCUCCGAACCAGGGAGCCUUCAGCACUGAUCAGAGUCGAUACCCUGCCCACUCUGCCCAGUAUACCUUUCCCACCACUCGCCACCAGCAGGAGUUUGCAGUGCCUGAUUAUCGGUCGUCUCAUCUGGAAGUCAGUCAGGCGUCACAGCUUCUGCAGCAGCAGCAGCAGCAGCAGCAGCAGCAGCAGCAGCAGCUGCGAAGGCGACCUUCCUUGCUUUCAGAAUUUCACCCAGGCUCUGACAGGCCUCAGGAAAGGAGAACUGGGUAUGAACAAUUUCAUCCAGGUCCGUCUCAGGUGGACCAUGAUUCCCUGGAAGCUAAGCGACCUCGGCUGGACCAGGUUUCUGACACACAUUUUCAGCGGGUCAGUGCUGCUGUCUUGCCUUUAGUACACACACUGCCAGAGGGGCUGCGGGCAUCUACAGAGGUUAAGAAGGAGCCAGCUUUUGGAAGCAAACAUGAAGCCCCAUCUUCUCCCAUUUCCGGCCAGCCCUGUGGAGACGACCAGAAUGCUUCUCCUUCCAAACUUUCCAAGGAAGAGUUAAUACAGAGCAUGGACCGGGUGGAUAGAGAAAUAGCAAAGGUAGAGCAGCAGAUUCUCAAACUGAAAAAGAAGCAGCAACAACUUGAAGAAGAAGCUGCUAAGCCUCCAGAGCCAGAAAAGCCUGUGUCCCCUCCUCCUGUGGAGCAGAAACACCGAAGUAUUGUCCAAAUUAUUUAUGAUGAAAAUCGGAAAAAAGCCGAAGAAGCUCAUAAAAUUUUUGAAGGUCUUGGCCCAAAAGUUGAACUGCCACUUUACAACCAGCCAUCCGACACCAAAGUGUACCAUGAAAACAUCAAGACUGGAGCACCUGCAAGGCGCAUGAUGAAAAACCAGGUGAUGAGGAAAAAACUCAUCUUAUUUUUUAAAAGAAGAAAUCAUGCAAGAAAGCAAAGGGAACAAAAAAUCUGCCAGCGUUAUGAUCAGCUCAUGGAGGCAUGGGAGAAAAAAGUGGACAGAAUAGAGAAUAAUCCUCGGAGGAAAGCUAAAGAGAGUAAAACCCGAGAAUACUAUGAAAAACAAUUUCCAGAAAUUCGAAAGCAAAGGGAACAACAAGAAAGAUUUCAGAGGGUUGGGCAGAGAGGAGCUGGUCUUUCCGCCACCAUUGCUCGAAGUGAGCAUGAGAUUUCUGAAAUCAUUGAUGGCCUCUCUGAGCAGGAGAACAAUGAAAAACAAAUGCGUCAGCUUUCUGUCAUUCCACCCAUGAUGUUUGAUGCUGAACAAAGAAGGGUGAAGUUUAUCAACAUGAAUGGUCUCAUGGAGGAUCCCAUGAAGGUGUAUAAAGACAGACAGUUCAUGAAUGUUUGGACUGACCAUGAAAAGGAGAUCUUUAAGGAAAAAUUUGUCCAGCAUCCAAAGAACUUUGGCCUUAUUGCUUCCUAUUUGGAAAGAAAGAGUGUGCCAGACUGUGUUUUAUAUUAUUAUUUGACCAAGAAAAAUGAGAAUUAUAAAGCCCUUGUAAGAAGAAAUUACGGAAAACGCAGAGGAAGAAACCAGCAACAAAUUACCCGGCCUUCACAAGAGGAAAAGGUAGAAGAAAAAGUUGAGGAAGAUAAAACUGAAAAGACAGAAAAAAAAGAAGAAGAAAAGAAAGAUGAAGAUGAAAAAGAUGAAAAAGAAGAAUCUAAAGAAAACGCCAAAGAGAAGGACAAGACAGAAGGUACAUCAGAAGAAACGGAAGAAAGGGAGCAAGCCACACCUCGGGGGCGAAAAACAGCCAACAGCCAAGGUCGCCGCAAAGGUCGAAUCACCAGAUCCAUGACAAAUGAAGCUGCACAGGCGAGUGCGGCCGCAGCUGCUGCUACUGAAGAGCCGCCGACUCCACUGCCACCGCCGCCCGAACCUGCUUCUGCUGAACCUGUGGAGACUUCACGUUGGACAGAAGAAGAGAUGGAAGUUGCUAAAAAAGGCUUAGUUGAACAUGGUCGGAACUGGGCGGCGAUCGCCAAAAUGGUGGGGACAAAAAGCGAAGCUCAGUGUAAAAACUUUUACUUCAACUACAAAAGGCGCCAUAAUCUGGACAACCUCCUGCAGCAGCACAAGCAGAAGUCUUCAAGAAGGCCCCGUGAGGAACGAGAUGUAUCCCAGUGUGAAAGCAUCGCUUCUACUGUCUCUGCUCAGGAGGAUGAAGAUAUUGAAGCUUCCAAUGAAGAAGAAAAUCCAGAAGACAGCGAAGGUGCUGAAAAUAGCUCUGAUACAGAGAGUGCACCUUCUCCCUCCCCAGAUGAAGGUGCCAAGCCAGGUGAGGACCCUGCUGAAAAUGCCACUCCUGGGUUAGCCAGUGAGGCCCCAGCAGAACUGGAAUCCACCACAGGUGACCCCACCGCAUCACCCGCAUCUGCCAUUCCAAGUGCAAAGCCAGUAGCAGGACAGGAAGCUGUGGAAGCUCAGGUAAAAGAGGAAGUCAGUGAAGAACAUGGGGAGCCCAUGGAGACUGACCGUGAAAGCCACCCUGCUGAUGCUCAGCCACUUGUUGGGGUCUCUGGGCAAACCAGAGCAGAACCUGCUGACACAGAGAUGAGGCUGCCAGAGAGCGUUCAGGUGAAAGCAGAGAGUGAGGCCAAAGAAAGGGACUUGGAAAGACCCACAGAAAAGCCUGAGCCGGAGGAUGUGAGCUUUGCCUUAGCCCAAACUUCCAGUGCCCUGAGGCCCGAGUCUCGAUCUGACAAUGACUCCAGUGCUACCUGUAGUGCAGAUGAAGAUGUGGAUGGAGAACCUCCUGAGAGGCAGAGAAUGUUUUCUAUGGAUUCAAAGCCUUCACUGUUAAACCCUUCUGGAUCUGUGUUAGUCUCUUCUCCCAUAAAACCAGCUGCAAUGGACCUCCAGCAGCUUCACCAUCGAGCAGCUGUCAUACCACCAAUGGUCUCCUGUGCCCCCUGUAAUGUGCCCGUCGGUGCCCCUGUAAGCGGCUAUGCUCUUUUUCAGAGGCACAUUAAAGCCAUGCAUGAGUCGGCUCUCCUGGAGGAGCGGCAGAGGCAAGAACAACUUGAUCCAGAGUGUCGACGUUCUUCAAGUCCAAACGUUGAAUGGGAAGGAAAAUCAGUCGCCUUUCUGCCUCAUGCUGAGGUCAAACGUGCAAUAGGACAGGAAGCGCAGAUGCAAAACCCCGCAGCAAGGUCAGCCUCACCGCAUAGGCUCUCUCCAAGAGAAGUCAGUAAAGCAUCUCCACAGCCCGAUAGGAGUGCCGCUCGCUAUAGUGUACCGCCAGUCCUCCAGCCUGCUCCACAUCAAGUGAUAACGAGUCUCCCUGACGCAGCCCGACUUCCAACGACCCGACCCACCAGGCCGCCGCCUCCGCUCAUUCCUUCUUCCAAAACCACCAUGGCCACUGAAAAACCAUCGUUCAUUAUGGGGGGAUCAAUCUCACAGGGAACCCCUGGCACCUAUUUAACCUCUCAUUGCCAACCUUCCUACACACCAGAGCCAGCCAAGCCUUCAGUUGGGUCUAUAUCUCUUGGAUUGCCACGGCAACAGGAGCCGAGCAAGCCUGCCGCCUCCAUGCCCUACAUCAAGCAGGAGGAGUUUUCACCCCGUGGUCAAACCUCCCAGCCUGAGGGCUUGUUGGUCAGGGCCCAGCAUGAAGGUGUUGUCAGAGGUACUACAGCAGCAAUCCAAGAAGGAAGUAUCACUCGAGGAACCCCAGCUAGCAAAGUUCCUGUGGAAAGCAUCCCUUCCCUUCGGGGCUCUAUCACUCAGGGUACUCCAGCUCUGCCCCAGCCUGGCAUACAGUCAGAAACAGUGGUGAAGGGAACAGUCGCUCGAAUCUCCAUGGACGACAGUAGCCCCGAGAAGAGCCGAGAGGAAGCCGUGUCCAAAGGCCACGUGAUUUAUGAAGGAAAGAGUGGACACAUCUUGUCCUAUGACAAUAUUAAGAAUCCCCGAGAGGGAACCAGGAGCCCAAGAGCUGCUCAUGAAAUGAGUUUAAAGAGAAGCUACGAUUCCAUGGAAGGAAGCAUCAAACAAGGGAUGUCGCUGAGAGAGUCUCCUGUGUCUGCCCCUUUGGAAGGGUUGAUAUGCCGUGCACUGCCCAGGGGUAGCCCUCAUUCUGAUCUUAAAGAGAGAACAGUGCUAUCUGGUUCUAUAAUGCAAGGCACACCAAGAGCCACAACGGAAAGCUUUGAAGAAGGCCUUAAAUACCCCAAACAGAUUAAAAGAGAGAGUCCUCCCAUCCGAGCAUUUGAAGGAGCUAUUACAAAAGGAAAACCAUAUGAUGGAGUCACUACUAUCAAGGAAAUGGGACGUUCAAUUCAUGAAAUUCCAAGGCAAGAUCUUUUAAGUCAGGAAAGCCGGAAAACUCCAGAAGUAAUCCAGAGUACAAGACCCAUAAUUGAAGGUUCCAUUUCUCAGGGCACACCCAUCAAGUAUGAAAGCAACUCUAAUCAAUCUGCCAUUAAACAUAACGUCAAGUCUCUAAUCACGGGCCCUAGUAAGCUCCCUCGUGGGUUGUCUCAGUUGGAAAUGGUUCCAGAGAAUAUCAAAGUGGUUGAACGAGGGAAAUAUGAAGAUGUAAAAGCUGGAGAACCAAUCCGCUCCCGGCAUACGUCAGUUGUUAGCUCUGGUCCCUCUGUUCUAAGGUCAACCCUUCACGAACCUCCCAAAGCACAACUGAGUCCUGGGAUUUAUGAGGACGCCAGUGCAAGGAGAACGCCUGUGAAUUACCAGAGCCCCAUGUCCAGAGGGUCCCCCAUGAUGAACAGGACUUCUGAUGCUGCUGUUUCUUCUGGGAAGUCUGCAAAUCACGAAAGGAAAUCUACGCUUACUCCUACUCAAAGAGAAAGUGUCCCUUUACCAGCUAAGUCUCCAGUCCCAGGGGUGGACCCUGUCGUCACCCACAGCCCUUUUGAGCCCCACCACAGAGGCAGUGCGCCAGGGGAGGUCUAUCGAAGCCAUCUUCCUGCACACCUGGAUCCUGCAAUGCCAUUUCACAGGGCACUGGACCCUGCGGCCGCUGCAUACCUGUUCCAGAGACAGCUUUCCCCGACACCAGGUUACCCAAGUCAGUAUCAGCUUUAUGCAAUGGAAAACACGAGGCAGACGAUUCUGAAUGAUUAUAUCACCUCACAACAGAUGCAAGUCAACUUGCGCCCUGAUGUGGCCAGAGGACUCUCCCCCAGAGAGCAACAAUUAGGUCUCCCAUAUCCUGCAACCAGAGGAAUCAUUGACUUGACCAAUAUGCCUCCCACCAUCUUGGUGCCUCAUCCUGGGGGUGCAAGCACUCCUCCAAUGGAGAGAAUCACUUACAUACCAGGUACCCAGCUGACCUUCCCUCCCAGACCUUACAAUCCUGCUUCAAUGUCUCCAGGCCACCCAUCACACCUGGCUGCAUCUGCUGCCGCAAAUGUUGAAAGGGAGCGUGAGCGGGAAAGGGAAAGAGAGAAAGAACGUGAGCGAGAGAGGGAAAGAGAGCGGGAGCGGGAAAGAGAGCGGAUUGCUGCUAUGUCUUCAGAGCUCUACCUUCGUCCAGGUUCCGAGCAGCCUGGACGGCCGGGCAGCCACGGCUACGCCCGCUCCCCUUCCCCCUCAGUGAGGACGCAAGAGAAUCUUCUGCAGCAAAGAUCCACUAUCUUCCAGGGGCCCAACGGAGCCAGCGUCAUCACCCCUUUGGAUCCCGCCGCGCAGCUGCGCAUCAUGCAGCUGCCCCCCGGCGGGCCUUCCCUAACUCCAGGCUUGCCUGCCUCCCGCUACAACACCGCAGCCGACGCCCUGGCUGCCCUGGUGGACGCCGCUGCUUCAGCCCCUCAGAUGGAAGUGACCAAAGCGAAGGAGAGUAAGCACGAAGCGUCCCGGCUAGAGGAGAACCUGAGAGGCAGGUCGGCCCUGGCUAGUGAGCAGCAGCAGCAGCUGGAGCAGAAAACCCUGGAGGUGGACAAGAGGUCCGUCCAGGGCCCGUACACCUCCGCGACGUUCCCGAGCGGCAAGCCGCAGGGCCAGUCGUCUUCGGUCGUUUAUUCUGAGGCAGGGAAAGAGAAAGCCCCUCCACCUAAGUCUCGGUAUGAGGAGGAGUUAAGGACGCUGGGAAAGACCACCAUCACCGCAGCCAACUUCAUCGAUGUCAUCAUCACCAGGCAGAUCGCCUCCGACAAGGAUGCGCGGGAACGCGGCUCUCAGAGCUCCGACUCUUCCAGUAGUUUGUCAUCUCAUCGAUACGAACCGCCUGGAGACGCUAUUGAGGUGAUAAGCCCUGCCAGCUCACCAGCACCACCCCAAGAAAAACUCCAGGCCUACCCGCAGGAGGCCGCUAAGACAAACCCUGCAGAAGGUGAUCCCAGUAGACAGUAUGAUGGAUCGCUGCCGCGAUAUCGACCCCAACAAGAGUCUCCAUCUCCACAGCAGCAGCUGCCACCGCCAGCACCUUCUUCCCAGGCAGAAGGAAUGGGACAGGUUCCCCGGACCCACCGGCUCAUCACUCUCGCUGACCACAUCUGUCAAAUUAUUACACAAGAUUUUGCUAGAAACCAAGUUGCCUCGCAGGCUUCCCAGCAGCCUCCCACUUCUACAUUCCAGAAUUCAGCAUCUCCUUUAGUAUCUACUCCCGGGAGGGCAAAAACAUCGAGCCGUUACAGUCCAGAAUCCCAGCCUCAAGCUGUCCUUCAUCCACGGCCCGGCUCCAGGGUGUCUCCUGAAAAUCUUUCUGAUAAAUCCAGGGCAAGGCCUGGGAAAUCUCCAGAAAGAAGUCAUGUCUCCUCAGAACCCUACGAGCCAAUCUCCCCCCCUCAGGUUCCGGUCAUCCAUGAGAAGCAGGACAACGUCCUGCUGCUGUCUCAGAGCGCUGUGCCCGCGGAGCAGAGGAAUGAUUCCCGCUCUCCAGGAAGCAUAAGCUACCUGCCUUCCUUCUUCACCAAGCUGGAAAACACUUCCCCCAUGGUGAAAUCAAAGAAGCAGGAAAUUUUUCGUAAGUUGAACUCCUCUGGUGGAGGUGACUCUGACAUGGCAGCUGCACAACCAGGAACUGAAAUCUUUAAUCUGCCAGCAGUCACUACCUCAGGCUCCAUCAGUUCUAGAGGUCAUUCUUUUGCGGAUCCUGCCAGUAAUCUGGGUCUAGAAGACAUAAUAAGGAAGGCUCUCAUGGGAAACUUUGAUGACAAAGGAGAAGAUCAUGGAGUUGUCUUGACACCACCUAUGGGAGUAGUAUCAGGUGGUUCAAACCCAUCCAUGUUGGGCAGUAGUGAAGCACGCAGAGAGGAAACAAACCCAUCGCCCAAUUCUGGCGGGGGAGUUGGCAAACCGAAGCUAAUUGGCAAGUCAAAUAGUAGGAAGUCUAAAUCGCCUAUUCCUGGUCAGGGCUACUUAGGAACUGAGCGACCUUCUUCAGUGUCAUCUGUCCAUUCAGAAGGAGACUACCACAGGCAGACCCCUGUGUGGGCCUGGGAAGAUCGGCCCUCUUCCACAGGUUCAACGCAGUUCCCUUUCAACCCUUUGACGAUGCGGAUGCUCAGCAGUACGCCGCCAACGUCGAUCGCUUGCGCCCCCUCCUCUGUGAGCCAGGCAGCUGCUCACCCACCAAACAGGAUGUGGGAGCGAGAGCCCGCCCCGCUGCUCUCUUCACAAUAUGAGACGCUUUCGGACAGUGAUGAAUGAACUAUGCACAGACUGACACCAGGGGGGAGGGGUCUUUAGGUUUUUUUUGUGGUUUUUUUUUUCUUCUCAAUUGCGGGUCUAAAAAACAGUCUCUUGACUUGUGCCCAAAGAGACUUUCCAGGAGAACCAGGGCCACACACGAUGAAGAAAUGAUGGAAUCUCAUUUGGAGAGUCAAGUAAAAAAAUGACUGUGAUACAGCCCGUCAGGAGGAUUUUAAUAGUGGAGGGUGGAAAUCCUGAAGAUAAAUAUGUAAAGAGUUUUUAAAAAGUGGACAAUUCCUGUUCUUCAUCUAUUUGUAAAGAAAAGCAUAAUGUCUUUAAAUCAUUCUUCUGUAAAUAGAGAUUACCUUUUUGCAGUGUUUUCCCCUCACUAUAGUAUCUGGCGUACUUAUGUUCCAAUCAGCGCAUCGACUUUGGGGGUCAUUUUUUGUGAUUUUUUUUUUUUUAAAGGAAAUUAAGUGUGACUUCAGAACCCUAGCCUUCCAAACAACCUCACUCGGCCUUGUUACGUUGCAUUGGCCGUCACGGGCAUUGUAUUUUAAUGGUGUGUUUCUCUUUACAUUUCCCCAGUGAUGUUUAAAAUCUUUAUGAAAAUGUUGAGCUCUUCAGAUGGACCCUGUGACAAAACCUGUACAUUAUUAUAUUUGGGUCAGCCAGCAGGAGAGAACACAUUUGCUUCAUUUUAAAAAGUAUUCUGCCACAUUGUACAUUUUUUUAGUUUUUAAAAAAAUGAGCACUGCAGCAAUAUUAUUGCAUGGGUAUGUGAUGAUUCUGCUUGAAAAGGAAGAGGAGGCUUAUAUGAGGUGAACCUCACUGUAAUGCACACUGGCGACUUAACUACCACCCUGGGUAUUUUUCUUUGCUGCCUUUGAUGCAAUCCAAAGAGGCUACUGUCUCAUUCCCAUCUCCAUGGCCCUAGUGAUUGGGCCGCUGAUGAAGUAAGGCUGGGUGUCUCAGGUUCCAAGGGAAGUGUUAACUUCCCCUUGUUGUUGUGUGGGCUUGCUUUUUUUCUUGAGUUUUGUAGAGCAAUCGAGCUAUUUAACCAGUCUCGAGAUAUCUUAGAUUUUGUGCUCUACCUUAUUGAACACUCUGUGAUUCACUGUUUAAACUUAACAUUCUUCUGUUCUUUGCACAAACUAGUACUUAGCCUCCCUCCGCUUCCCGGUUUUGGGGCCAAACUUAAUGUUAAACAUCCUAACUGCAUUGGCUAAUUAGCUAAUUUUAAAUUGGAGUAAGGAAUUAUUCAUGGUCUAAGACUAUCCUCCUAAUCUCAUUAAUCACUGCCUGCUGAAUUUUAGGUGUUUAUUACAACGUAAGGCAGAUGACAAUCUAUCCCCACCUUCCCUUUGCAUCUAGGUACUACUUGGGAAAAUGCCAGGUUUGUUUGGGUUUAAAACAGGAAAUAGGGCAUAGAAGGGAUGUUCAGGUACAGUUUAAAAUUUGCUGGGACUAAUAUACACUGAAUCCUCAAAAGAGCAUCCACUGUCGCCUUGUGUAUACACUUUAGAGAAGCCUGGCCCUCUCUUGAGGUUCGUUAAGAGAAAUUCCGAAGGAGUUCAGAUGUUCAGUUUCUGAUACUUGAAGGAUGGACAUCUGUGUUCACUUGGUUCUGUGAUUACCUCCGAUUUUAUAAUGGAAUGAUUACAUCUGAUUAUCUGUUCAGCUUUAACUGUGGAAAAUUUCUAGAAUCUGAAUGAUUUUAUGCUGUUAGUCCACAAGCAGCAACUGUUAUGAUAUUUUUCUAAAUGCUUGAAAAUCAAAACCCACCAAAAAAAAGGGGGAAAAAAUCCUAUUCUUGGCCAACAGUUUUCUUACUAAGAUGAUUUUUUUUUUAAUGUGACAGAGGUCAAAAUAUAGUGACUUCGUUACUUUUCAGUUCUAAUUGUGGACCCAUGAUGCUUUGCCACCCUCAUCACCUCACCCCCAGAGUAGGAACCAAAACCCCGACACAAACCAUGUUCUAUCUAAUGUCUAGGAGGAAGUCGUUUUCUGUUUGUACAAUUGGACAGAACCUCAGAGUUUCUGAUGAGCCAUUAAGUCCAACCCUAUCUGACCAAGAAUCCUCCGUCUAGCACCCCAACAGUUGUUCAGCCUCCAGGAGGCUCACCAUCUUCUCAUGUAGCUCAUUUCACUUUUAGGCAGCUCUGUUUGUUAGGAGGGAGAAGAGGUCUUAUCUACAUCUCCUCAAUCUGCCUCUCAGUGACUUCUGUCUGUUUUCUCCCUGCGGUCUCAGUCCUCUGGGGUCAAGCAGAACACAGCUAAUCGCUCCUCCUUGUGAUAGCCAUUCCGUUCCUACUUCUCUAACACAAGAAAGUUGGGGUAUUUUAAGUGGCUUUGCCUGUGGAGCAACCCCAGAGUAUCUACUCCUUGGGUUAGAGUGUGAAUUGGGGCAUUGGGAGCCAUGGGGGUUUCUGUGAAAAUGACAGAAGUCUUAGUCCUUCCUCCCUCUAGUGCAUCCACUCCAAUUGAAGCUGCCGUUGCCCACAGACUCUCUGGCCUUCUAAAGGCCUGUUCUUGGAAUUGAACCUUGAACCAGCCCCCUCAUCGAUUCCAGCACCCAGGGCCCAAGUGGAGAUCGGCUCGAAUGCCAGGAGCCUUAUGGAGUUGGUUCUGCCCCGUUCCAAUCAUGGUUUACAAAAGCAGGUGGACAACGUUUCAGUGCCGAUUUGUGAUCCGCGCUUUCACAAUGUUUUCAUCUUGGCGUGUUCACUGAUUCUGAUCUGAAAACAUUUGAGACUUGAGAACCCAUGUAUGACGAUAGAAUUUAAUUUCUCCCCUUUCCCUUCUCCUCCCUCCCCCCAUCCACAAUGUCUUUAGUAGCCAGUGACUUCUGGAUUCAGACCAAUCAAUAAAAGGGGAUCAGUUAGUUCUCCA